Molecule: messenger RNA, 570 nt
Organism: Theobroma cacao (cacao)
Lineage: Eukaryota; Viridiplantae; Streptophyta; Magnoliopsida; Malvales; Malvaceae
Source: RefSeq, a predicted model, not a curated record
AUGGAAAAGCUUGCUGCUCUAGUGAUUUGCUGGUUGGCAAUGGUGAUGCCAAUGGGUCAAUGCAGUAUUGAAGGGCCCGAGGAAGUUUAUAAUUGGUUCCAUAAGCUUCCUUACGCAGAAGAGAAGGUAAGCAAGCUCCAUUUCUACUUUCAUGACACGCUUUCAGGGAAGAACCCAACUGCAGUGCGGGUUGCCCAAGCAUCCGGCAGUGCUAAAUCGCCCACCUUUUUCGGUGUAGUUUUCGUUAUUGAUGACCCAUUAACAGAGGGGCCCGAAGCCACAUCCAAAGAGUUGGGUCGGGCUCAAGGAUUGUAUGGGUCAGAUGGGAAAGAAGAAGUGAGUCUACUUAUGGCCAUGGACUUUGUUUUCACCAGUGGUAAGUACAACGGAAGCUCUCUUACCGUAUUGGGCAGGAAUCCAGUGUUUCAUCCACUCCGAGAGAUGCCGAUCAUAGGCGGCACAGGUGUUUUCCGAUUGGCACGUGGGAUUGCAACAGUCAAAACACGUUCACUAAACACCACCACUGGUGACGCCAUCGCCGAAUACCAUGUUGUAGUGAUUCAUUAUUAA